Molecule: messenger RNA, 1707 nt
Organism: Aspergillus alliaceus
Lineage: Eukaryota; Fungi; Ascomycota; Eurotiomycetes; Eurotiales; Aspergillaceae
Product: purple acid phosphatase family protein
Exons: 2
Coding region: 1-1497 (498 amino acids)
Molecular function (GO): acid phosphatase activity; metal ion binding
Source: RefSeq, a predicted model, not a curated record
AUGCUUAAGUUGAACCCUUUGGGAACGGUAGUAUCGCUGCUACUCGGUACAUCUCUUGCAGCCGUUGACUACCCACCGAUCCCCAAAGACUUGACGACCCCUCAUCAGCAGCGCAUUGCGAUCUAUGGUCCCGAUGCUAUUGCUGUGGCCUGGAAUACCUACGUGAAACUGGACAGAAGUUGCGUCCAAUAUGGUAUCUCGAGGACUAAGCUAGACAAGGAGGCUUGCUCCUCUCUUUCAUCAACAUACUCAACAUCUCGGACCUACUCCAAUGCAGUUGUCCUGACGGGGCUAACCCCAGCAACUACGUAUUACUAUAAGAUUGUUUCCACCAACUCCACCGUGGAUCAAUUCUUCAGCCCUCGCCCCCCCGGUGAUACCACGCCGUUCAAUCUUGAUGUGGUAAUUGAUCUAGGUGUCUACGGUAAAGAUGGAUAUACCAUCACCGCCAACAAUGCCCCCAGGAGCAUCAUUCCGACCAUCGACCCAGAGCUGAACCACACCACAAUCGGCCGUCUAGCCGACACUGUUGAUGAUUACGAAUUCAUCAUUCAUCCCGGUGACUACGGAUACGCCGAUGAUUGGUACUUAAAGCCCAAGAACCUGUUUCACGGCAAGGACGCCUAUCAGGCCAUUCUGGAGCAGUUCUACGACCAACUUGCUCCAAUUAGCGGCCGCAAGCCAUACAUGGCCGGCCCCGGCAAUCACGAAGCCGCCUGCACCGAAAUCCCAUUCACGACUGGUCUCUGCCCCGAAGGUCAGCGUAACUUCACUGAGUUCAUGCAUCGCUUCGACGAGACCAUGCCAACGGCCUUUACAUCUGCAUCCAAAAACACAACUGCCCAAUCACUGGCCGAAAAGGCCAAGAGCCUCGCACAGCCCCCGUUUUGGUACUCAUUCGAAUAUGGAAUGGUGCACAUCAUCAUGAUCAACACGGAAACCGACUUCCCCUCUGCUCCAGACGGCCCAGACGGGUCAGCCAAGCUGGACAGCGGCCCCUUCGGCCGGUCCGGUCAACAGCUUGAAUUUCUCAAAGCCGACCUGGCUAGCGUCGACCGCACCGUGACUCCCUGGGUUAUCGUGGGAGGACAUAGACCGUGGUAUACGACCGGUACCGGCGCCUGCAAGCCUUGCCAGGAAGCCUUCGAAGAUCUGAUGUACAAAUAUGGUGUCGACUUGGGUGUCUUCGGACAUGUUCAUAACUCGCAACGUUUUUUGCCCGUGUACAAGAACACCGCAGAUGCCAAGGGCAUGAAUGAUCCGGCUGCUCCUAUGUACAUUGUUGCUGGUGGGGCUGGUAACAUUGAAGGGUUGAGCCCCGUCGGGUUGAAGCCAUCGUUCACGGAUUUUGUCUACGCGGACGAUUACAGUUAUGCUACGCUGAGGAUCCUGGACGCGAAUAAUUUGCAGGUGGACUUUAUCCAGUCUUCGACUGGGCAGGUUUUGGAUACCAGUAAGCUUUAUAAGAGUCAUACUGAACAGUUCGUUGUCCAGUGAGGUGCGCAUUGUAGGAGGUGUGGGUGGAUGUACGCGUUUUUGGGAUAAUAUGGCAUUGACUGCGGUCAAAAUAUGACACACACACACACACACUGUAGAGUGUUGUAUCGGUUGGAUGUGCAUAUGUAUGCUUAAUGUGAAUGUUUCUCUGGAUAUGUAUAUAUAUCAUCAAAUUAAUUAGACUACGGUAGAUGAAAUCAACAUGAAUAG